This is a messenger RNA of Adineta ricciae, 2115 nucleotides long. NCBI's taxonomy places the organism in Eukaryota, Metazoa, Rotifera, Eurotatoria, Adinetida, Adinetidae. The record is from the annotation of a GenBank genome assembly.
AUGAUUUCAACAAAACCGAAAUUUCAUCCAUGUCUCAAUUCGAUUGAAACAACUGUUCAUCAGCCAUUACAAAUCCGAACGAAUAAACAUCGUUGUUUCAUCUUUUGCGUUGAACAUACCUCACUAACGUGUGUACCAGGAAUCGGAAAAAUGAAUGAACGUCUUUUAAAUCGAUCGGGAAUCUAUAACCUUUCGGCACUCUAUGCGAAAUAUCGUUCGAUGAAGAAUGCUCAGCGAUUUAAACAAUGGUUACAAGAUGAAAUCGGUUUUACGUCAUAUCAGGCGAAAAUGACAACAUGUGGAAUUAGUUCGAAAUUGGGAGACGUUCGGGAAGUGAAUACGGGCUUAAUGCCAAUCUGUUGUCCGAGAAAAGGACACAAAAAUAAAAGAUUUAAAAGUAAAAAAUCAGAUGAUGAUGAUGAAGAAGAGAUAAACACGAAGAUCGAUCAUUCAUUACUUCAAGAGGACAAUUCGCCAAUAGAGCAGAAACCAAAUCUAAAGAAAAUUCUAAAGAACCAACCGAGUCAUUCCCCACGGACUUUGUCAAACAAUAUUGAUUCAAAUAAAGGUGCAAUACGAGUUGUCGAUAGCUCUGAAAAGAUUCCUGACGCUGUCAAACAAGACUCAGAUGAAUCGGACUCAGUAUUUACGAAGAAUAACACGACCAAGAAAAAGCCGGAUUCUCCAUCAGUUCAUGACGGUAAUAAAGUAAUGAACGAAGAAUCCGAUAAUAUCUUAUCGAUUAAUAAUGAUAUACGCUUGAACAUGAAAUCGACUCUUGGUGGUGACAAUCUUUUAGAUCUGAUGAAAGGACAGAAAAUACAAAACAGUCGAUUUAAGAGAAUACAUUUAUCAGAGUCCGAUUGGAUUGAGAAUGCUACGAAUUACGGAAUUGAUUCUGAUCUGUCAUCAAUAUCACAUGAGACACCACCGAAUACUAAACGCAGUGGAAGUAAUUCAACUACCAAACCAUCCUAUUUAUUAUCUUCUUCAUCACCACCCUUACAGAUAUUGCCAAACAAUCAGCAGGACACAUCUUCUCAAUCUCCAGCUAUUGCAUCGUCUAAACAUGAAAGUAGUGCAAAGAAGAACGUUACGCCGAACUCGCGUCAGACGUCGUCAGCGUCGAAUUCUCCAACCCUCAAAAAGCAACUUGGAAAUAACGACACAAUCGAGUAUCCAGAUGUAUUUUCUAGUGAUUAUUCAAAAUCGCCCAACGAUACAAAUCAAACUUCGUUUACUACUGUCACUCCUAUGUCAACUGAUGAAAACUUUCAAAAACAAACAAAUGUUGUCGCUCACGAAAGUCUUCAUUCAAAGCGAUCUAUUGUGAUCUCACGAACUACGACGCCAUCAAAGAGUGUUUCAUUCAUCAACGAUUCGCCAACGAGACCAGCUAUUCAACAACCGACUUUACCGGCAAAUUUAUCUUUCGAAACAUUGGAUAUGAUUCCAACGAAAGAAGGAAAGUCUCUGUCAACACUCUCAUCACUUUCAAAUGAACAGCCAUUGCAUUCACCUCACACUGUUCGUUUUGACGAAAACGAAGCCAGUAAACUUUCCAAUUCUGAUAACAUUUCAACAUUGUAUGAGUCUACUCGUGAAAUCAACGAGAUUUCUUCCACCACUUCUCCUCCAUUCCAUCACGAAAAAGUGAUUCAAUGCGAUGACUCCACGAUAACACCUCGUGCCAAAACUCAAUUGCACUCCACAGAACGGAUAAUGGGAGCCCAAUCCUUAGAAGAAAAUCCUCCGAUGCCGACUCAUUCUUCAAACGAUUGUAGUAGACACGAGACACAUUCUGGUGUAUCUCAUCUAAAACGUCAACCAACUGUGCGCCUAUCAUCUCCGUCGCCAUGUUUGGCUCUUUGGAAUAACAUUUCCCAUGAAAAGCUCAUCAGGCAAUAUAAAAAUCGUCACUUUACCUUAGCUAAACAAACACCAUCAAAUCAAAAAAUAAAUCAAAAUGAUUAUAAUCAAAAUUAUCAUUCGUACACCACCUUGUUCACAUAUAUCGCACGGCGACAAUAUUUUCGAGAGCAACAAGCUCUCAAUGAGCACAUUCUUUAUAUUAAUCCAGCGAAAAACUUCUGUAAAAAGUGUCCGAACGAUUGA